AUGCCCUUAGUUUAUCCGGCAGAAAUGCGACGCCUCCCCAAUUUUCAAUAUCUAUACUCCGGCCAGGUUAUGAACGUCGCUGUCAUGCCGAUCUUUGGCUACAACCAAGAGGACGGCCUUGUGUUUAGUCAAGGGGCAAUCGACAGAGGAGCGUUCACUAGUUUGCAUUAUUAUACAUACAGAAAAGUCUGGGACAGCAAUGAAGACGGCGAAGUAAAAUUGGCACAACGCGGCACAGUUGUGUCCGAAGGCGAUAUUGUGAUUCUGUGUUCAAAAUCUGACUCUGUCAAAAUCCCCAAAGGUAGGAAACCCGGCAAAAUUGUGAGCACGUACUUUGCUUGUUUACCUGAUGGGAAAAUGACGUACGAGGUCAGAGUGGAAGUGACCUUGCACCCUGAAGUUGGCGAUAAAUUCGCUCCGCUUUGUGGUCAAAAAGGUGUGAUAUGCGCUAUCAUACCCGACGAACAGUUACCCCGGACGGCAGACGGACUUGUGCCGGAUAUUUUUAUGAACCCUCAUGGCUUUAUUGACCGUCAAACUCAUCUGGCGGGACCAAAAUGUAAUGCAAGGCACAACGGUCUUGUAGAUUAGAUGACAAGACAGCCUACACAAGGCCUGGCCAAGGGAGGCGGGCUGCGUCUGGGGGAAAUGGAGGUAGCUGCCAUAUUGACUCAUGGCGCUACUGACUAUGUUAAGCAGUGGCUCUACAACCAGAGCGACGGAGUCCUCGUCCCCUAUUGUAACAGCUGCAGACGCCAAGCAGAAUAA
Messenger RNA from Homarus americanus (American lobster), 768 nucleotides. RefSeq names its product DNA-directed RNA polymerase II subunit RPB2-like. Gene Ontology annotation, molecular function: DNA binding; ribonucleoside binding; DNA-directed RNA polymerase activity. The record is from RefSeq and is a predicted model, not a curated record. The transcript is spliced from 2 exons. Lineage: Eukaryota; Metazoa; Arthropoda; Malacostraca; Decapoda; Nephropidae. Gene Ontology annotation, biological process: DNA-templated transcription. Gene Ontology annotation, cellular component: RNA polymerase II, core complex.